AUGAUCUGUUUUUGAGAGUGGCUGCUUCAGAAUUAGGUACCAAUUUAGCUACGUCUCUUCAUUUUUCACCUAAAUUAAAUGAAAAACUCUGUAUUUUUUGAUUUAUUUGGGAUUGUAGAACGGAGUGAAAGGAAGAGUAUAAUAGUUCCAGUGGUUGUGCCAAUCAUAUCAGUAUUAAUCUUAUUGGCUUUAAUCAGCUUUUAUAUUAUAAGGAGAGUAAGAAGAAGAGCUGAAGAUAAUGGAGUUACAAUCACUGAGGAUUUAAUUCAUGAGAAUGAACUUGAGAUGCCGAUGGCGAUAAUUGAAGCUGCAACCAACAAUUUCUUAAUUUCUAAUAAGAUAGGGGAAGGAGGUUUUGGACCUGUUUACAAGGGGAGACUUCCAUCCGGCCAAGAAAUUGCAGUAAAGAAGCUAGCAGAAAGGUCACGUCAAGGAUUAGAGGAGUUUAAAAAUGAGGUCCUUUUUAUUUCCCAACUUCAACAUCGAAAUCUUGUCAAACUUCUUGGUUUCUGCAUUCACAAAGAAGAAACAUUACUUAUUUAUGAAUACAUGCCAAACAAAAGUUUGGACUACUUCCUUUUUGAUGACAGAAGACGUUCUUUACUCAAUUGGCAAAUGAGAAUUGAUAUUAUAGUUGGCAUAGCUCGAGGGCUUCUUUAUCUUCAUCGAGAUUCAAGACUUCGAAUUAUACAUAGAGAUCUUAAAGCAGCCAAUAUUUUAUUAGAUAGGGAAAUGAAGCCAAAGAUUUCAGACUUCGGCACUGCGCGCAUGUUUGGUGAAUAUCAAAUGGAAACAAAAACAAAAAGAGUUAUUGGAACCUAUGGUUAUAUGUCUCCAGAAUAUGCAAUGGAAGGUUACUUUUCAUUCAAAUCAGAUGUUUACAGCUUUGGAGUUAUUGUUUUAGAGAUAGUUAGCGGCCAGAGAAACCAAGGCUUUUUUCACUCGGGACAUCAACUCAAUCUUCUUGGACAUGCAUGGAAACUUUGGAAUGAAGGAAAGAGCUUGGAAUUAAUAGAUGGAGUGUUGGGUGAUGAAUUCCAAGAAUGUGAGGCACUUAGAUACAUAAAUAUUGGACUUUUAUGUGUUCAAGCACGUCCGGAAGAAAGACCAAUUAUGUCAUCUGUGCUCUCAAUGUUAGAAAAUGAUAACAUGCCAUUGAUUCAUCCAAAAGGACCCGGGUUCUAUGGAGAAAGAUUUGUAUCUGAUAUUGACUCCUCCUUUUCUAAUUCAAAUAAUGUUACUAUUACAUUGAUAGAUGAUGGUCGCUAAUACUCUUAACAAUUAUGUAAUUAUACAUGUUUCAUUAUACAUGUUUCAUCAAAUUUAGGAGAAAAAAUAUAUAUUGUAUGUAUGAGUGGGAGAUUUGAAUCUCUAAUCACUCAAUUUUUUUCUUAA
Messenger RNA from Cucumis sativus (cucumber), 1395 nucleotides. RefSeq names its product putative cysteine-rich receptor-like protein kinase 35. The record is from RefSeq and is a predicted model, not a curated record. Gene Ontology annotation, biological process: protein phosphorylation. Lineage: Eukaryota; Viridiplantae; Streptophyta; Magnoliopsida; Cucurbitales; Cucurbitaceae. The transcript has 6 exons. Gene Ontology annotation, molecular function: protein kinase activity; ATP binding. Bases 79 to 1269 code for a protein of 396 amino acids.